CGGGAUCAUCGACGUCACUGUCUCGUUCCCGCACGAUCCGAUCUGGCCUGUCGUGCCCUGGAGGAUGCUGAUUCGAAUCUGGAGUUGAUACUGCUGCUGGAGACCAGGACACAUUCGCGAUGGACACGCUUCAAUACGGGGCGCGAGACCUCCCAUGGUCCUCGAUUCCGACUGACCUCCUCCGCGCCGAGCUCUCGAAACGCGUCGAUGCUACGGACAAAUCCCGCCCGCGAUGCGGUUCCGGCGAGAAGGGUGAAUACAACACAGGGCUACAUGUCUUUGCACUUGUCUUGAUCCUCCUGUUGAGCACCCUGUCCUGCGCAUUUCCUCUCUUCUCGCGCCGAGCCAUGAAAGGCAGCAAACUGCAACGAAAGAUCAUAUUCUUCAGCCAGUACUUCGGCACCGGCGUGCUGAUGGCGACCGCUUUCGUCCACCUGCUUCCGACAGCCUUCUUGUCUUUGACGGACCCUUGCCUACCAUACGUCUUCAGCGAAGGAUACAAACCGCUUGCCGGCUUGGUUUCCAUGACGGCUGCCUUGGUCGUCGUUGCCCUCGAAUCAUACCUCACAACACGCGGAGCGAACCAUUCGCAUUCGCAUACCAUCUUCGAAGACGAGGAGGAAAACGGCCAUAUGCACAAUCAUACCCACCAUGACUUCAAGGAUACCCCGGAACGUAUCCCGCUUCAGGAUCGUGAGGUUGCUCAAGGCCUCACGGGCCGACAGUCUCCCAUUGCCAGCACCAGCGCCCACCAUUCUCCUUCCGACCAACCCCGAGCUUUUCGAGACAACGACAGCGCUAAUUCCCUUGAUCUCGACUUGACCUUUGACGAGCUCCAGCCUAUCCCAAACACCGAUCAUGACCAGCUUCUUGAGCCCAGAAACACCAGCCCCUAUAGGACGGGACUUAAGCCUGCGGUAGCUCCCGAUUCGCCAAACCCCGAAGAACAAAAGCGCAUGUUGUUGCAGUGUUUGCUACUCGAAGCCGGUAUCUUGUUCCACAGCGUCUUCAUAGGAAUGGCUUUGUCGGUCGCAACUGGGCCUCCGUUUAUCGUGUUCCUGGUCGCCAUCGGCUUCCAUCAAACGUUCGAAGGCCUUGCCCUGGGUACACGCAUCGCCGCCAUCCACUUCCCUCGUUCUUCCCCACGGCCAUGGCUCAUGGUAUUGGCGUUUGGCACCACCACCCCCAUUGGACAAGCUAUAGGUUUGCUUAUCCACACUUUUUACGACCCUCUGAGCCAAACUGGCCUCCUCAUGGUCGGCUUCAUGAAUGCCAUCUCCAGCGGUCUUUUGUUGUUUGCUGGCUUGGUGCAGUUGCUCGCCGAGGAUUUCCUUUCAGAGAAGAGUUACGUAACGCUUCAUGGCCGGAAAAGACUACAUGCCUAUCUUGCUGUAGUAGCAGGGGCUGGGCUCAUGUCUGCUGUCGGCGCCUUUGCUUGAAGCACAAAUCUUCCGUUGAUUUCUUGUUGAUAUAUGGGUAUAUUUCACAUCUACUUGUGGUUGCAUCAUAAGCGACGUUUUCUUUCUGUAUAGAGCAGUUCUGCCAUCA
Neurospora hispaniola is the source of this 1548-nucleotide messenger RNA. Its product is annotated as Zinc/iron permease. The transcript is spliced from 3 exons. The coding region runs from base 120 to 1439 and encodes 439 amino acids. Gene Ontology annotation, cellular component: plasma membrane. Lineage: Eukaryota; Fungi; Ascomycota; Sordariomycetes; Sordariales; Sordariaceae. The record is from RefSeq and is a predicted model, not a curated record. Gene Ontology annotation, biological process: zinc ion transmembrane transport. Gene Ontology annotation, molecular function: zinc ion transmembrane transporter activity.